GGCAGCUCUGCUCUAACUAGCAAGUGGGAAAUGUGUCUCACAUAUCGAUUCAACACACAAAUUUCAAGUGAAUACUCAACGUGAUACUCGAAUGCAGAAUGAAUGCAGCUGUUUGUGUGAUGGUCACCGUGCCCACCGAGCUGGAGGAGAAGCGUCGCCUACAACCGCAUCUAAAACAAAGGAUGCGAGACAGAGAGAAAGCGAAUGCAGAGCAGCUGCCAGGGAAUGCGCCACUCGAGCAAGUGUUGCGAUCGAUUGUGGAAAAGCUGCGAGUGGAGCAAGUCUUUUGGUCACAGGAUCUGGCGGGAUGUCAACUCCAGGCACGCUUUGAUCUGCAGCAGGACGAGCGCUACGAACGCUUGCUGAGUACGCUGCAGGAUUGGGGCAUUGGCGAGAGAGCUGGCACCCAAGUGACUGCCAUCAAUUGCCUGGAGACGCGACUGAAGCGGGGCACAGUUGGAGCUGGAGCAGCGACUGAGACUGAGACUGCAACUCAACAACAACAGCAGCAACAGCAGCAACAGCAACAGCGACAACAUCUCGGCUGGCAGAGCUUUAUGGACUCGGUGCGAUGUCGCCUGAAUGUGAAUCAAGUUGUUCGCUUGGUGCGUCGCGAUGCCACCAUCAACUUUGACUUUGUCGUGCUCCUCGUGGCUGCCGCUUUGCUCUCCUGCGUGGGUCUCGUCGAGAACAGUUUCCUCUUCCUCUCCAGCAGCAUGCUCAUCUCCCCCCUGAUGGGUCCCAUCAUAGCGGGCAUCUUUGGCUCCGUGAUACGCGAUCGUGGACUCCGUUGGCUGGGCAUACGCAACGAGCUGAUUGGCAUUGGCAUCUCCGUUGCCAUUGGCUUCGUUUUUGGCUGCGCCAUCUGCUUUGGUGGCCUCUCGCGACACUUUGUGCUCUCCGGCGGCUUCACCGAGGAGAUCAUCACACGCUGCGACACUCACUCGCUGGCCAUUGGCCUUGUGACAGCGUUGGCCUCGGGUGCGGCGGCUGCUAUUGGCGUGCUGGGCGGCAACACGGGAUCGUUAGUGGGCGUGGCUAUCUCGGCAUCGCUGCUGCCGCCGGCGGUGAAUGCGGGACUCUUGGGCGCCAUCGGAGCGUGCAUGCAACUGUGGCACGUGGAUGCGCAACUGUUGCAGAGCCUUUCAAAGCAUCGCGACUAUUCACAGCAGCUGCACAUUGAGCUGUUCAUCUGCGCAGCAGUGAGCAUGGCCUUAACCCUUGUCAAUGUGCUGUGCGUGUGGCUGAUGGGCGUUGUCGUGCUGCACAUCAAGGAGGUGGCGCCGACGGUGCAGCGACGGGAUCAGCACUUUUGGAGGCACGAUGUGCGGCUGGCACGCGAGGUGGCGCUGCACGAUCCCGAGCUGCACAGCGCCAUCGAUCGACUGGACAGCGAUGAGCGGCGACUCAUCGAUGUGGAGGCCACGCAGUAUCAGCACACUUGGUCGCCGGGCAUGUUGCAUGCCACAGCAACGGCAACGGCAACGGAAAGUGAGACGGAGGCCAAGCAGGAGCACAACUAUCACACGGUCCACGGGUUUCAGGACUUUUGCAUUACACUGCACAAGCUCAAGCGGCCGCAGCUGGCAAGCAGCGUUGCGGCGCCGUUGCCCAGCUUCAUGGAGGUGUUCAAGCCGCUGCCAGAGAAGCAAGAGAUGGACGUGGCAAGUGCAGAGAGCUGUCAGCUUAACGUGCAUCGCAGUUUGCCUGAUAUGCGGACGAAACAGCAUCCGAGGCUGCCGCGCUGCGUGCACUGGCAAGAGGAGCAGCAUCCUAGUCACAGUCACAGUCGCAGUCACAGUUACAGCAAGAGUAGCAGUUACACUCCAUGUUAUGACUGUGAUAAUCAGAGCGCCAGUUCAAGUCACAGUCACAGUUACAGCAAAAGUAACAGUUACAAUCCCAGUCACAGUUACAGUCACAGUUUCAGUCACAGCGACAGCCCCAAUCCUAAUCACAGUCACAGUCACAGUUACAGCACAAGUAACAAUCCCAGUCACAGUUACAGUCACAGUCACAGUUACAGCCCCAAUCGACAAAGAUUCUCGCACUCGGGCCAAGUGCUGCUGCCUUUGCCGCCGGAUCGACGUCUGCGUUUGCUUCGCAGUCGCAGCAAGGACAACAAGAACAGCGAGGAAUGCGACUACGAGCACGAGUUCAAUGUCUAGCCAAAUGCUGUGUUCACUCUUGUCACAUUUUUACUCUGCUUGGCCAAUAGACGAGACGACAGCAAGACAAACAUAAAUUCUGCA
Molecule: messenger RNA, 2252 nt
Organism: Drosophila nasuta
Lineage: Eukaryota; Metazoa; Arthropoda; Insecta; Diptera; Drosophilidae
Exons: 1
Coding region: 99-2168 (689 amino acids)
Source: RefSeq, a predicted model, not a curated record